AUCAGAUUUAGACGUUGAGGGAGGAGUCGUGGUGGCAUUCGGAUCAAGUUUGUACGCCCUACACCACAUACAAAACAGCACCUGAGAGAACUUCUGCUUGUACUGAACUGAGUGAAUAUUCAACACGUACAGACUUUGAAAGUUAUGGGGAAAGAUCCGACCAAGCCGAGGGGGAAGACCUCGUCCUACGCCUUCUUUGUGCAGACCUGCCGGGAGGAGCACAAGAAGAAGCACCCGGACACGUCCGUCAACUUCUCCGAGUUCUCCAAGAAAUGCGCCGAGAGAUGGAAGACCAUGUCUCCUAAGGAGAAAUCAAAAUUCGAGGAAAUGGCCAAAACCGACAAGGUGCGUUAUGACCGGGAAAUGAAAAACUACGUGCCGCCGAAAGGAGCCAAGAAAGGGAAGAAGAAGGACCCUAACGCACCCAAGAGGCCACCAUCUGCAUUCUUCGUCUUCUGCUCUGAUUACCGGCCAAAGGUGAAGAGCGAGUACCCUGGCAUCUCUAUUGGUGAUAUUGCGAAGAAGCUGGGCGAGCAGUGGUCCAAACUGUCGGCCAAGGAUAAAGUCCCGUACGAGCAGAAGGCUGGGAAGCUGAAGGAGAAAUAUGAGAAGGACGUCGCUGCAUACCGUGCCAAGGGAGCAAAGACAGAUGGCGCGAAGAAGGGUGGACCAGGUCGGCCAGUGGGCAAGAAGGUAGAAGUGACAGAUGAUGAUGACGAUGAUGAUGAGGAGGAUGAGGAGGAAGAUGAUGACUUGGAUGAUGAUGAUGACGAUGAUUAAAUUUAUCAGGAAUUUGUGCUGAUUUUUUUUUUUAAAUGCAAAGCAAUGUGAAAAAUAAGCGUUUCUUUGGUGUUUUUUUUUUUUUUUAUUACAUUAAAAUUUUUCCUCAAAACAUGUACAGAGAUGUGUAUAGAUGAAAUACAUAUUCAGGUCAUGUACUGUUUUGUAAAUUUAACAGCCGGUUUUGUUAAGCACUGCCUAUUUUGUUUUGUCUCAAGCUGUGGUUUCUCUCUUGUUAAUGAUUUGUUUCCACUGGCGUUGUAACGGGAAAAAUGAGGAACAUGGACAUGUAGUUUAAUCCUCCAAAAAAAAAAAGUUUUAGAUGUUGAGCUUUGAAAUAUUGUGUAGACGGUUUUUAUAAUAAAAUUUUGUAUAUUAUGACCA
Messenger RNA from Ictalurus punctatus (channel catfish), 1164 nucleotides. It is a transcript of the gene hmgb2a, whose product is annotated as high mobility group box 2a. Gene Ontology annotation, molecular function: DNA binding, bending. The transcript has 5 exons. The coding region runs from base 145 to 780 and encodes 211 amino acids. The record is from RefSeq and is a predicted model, not a curated record. Gene Ontology annotation, biological process: regulation of transcription by RNA polymerase II. NCBI's taxonomy places the organism in Eukaryota, Metazoa, Chordata, Actinopteri, Siluriformes, Ictaluridae. Gene Ontology annotation, cellular component: nucleus.